AUGCCUCCGGAUACCCCCCUCAACUCGCUCCCCAACGAGGCAAGCUUCGCCAUCUUCCCCUUUUCUCUCCUCCUAUCAAUCCUCAACGACCUCCCCACCUCCGACCUCCUCCCCCUCACCGCCGUCUCCCACCACUUCUCCUCCAUCGCCCUCCGCAUCUUCCACCACCGCCUCCACAACCUCGCCGUCUCCCUCUCCCCCUCCGGCCGCCACAAGCUCAUCCUAGAAUGCUACCACCCCACCGCCAAAAUCUCCACCCCCUACCUCUACUGCGAAUACUUAUCAACCGAUCAGUUCUACGAUGAGUCUUCCGACUCUGCCCUGCGGAACAGUCUAGGAGAAGUCUACUCCCACUUCAAACCCGUUCUCCAAGACGAGAACCGCCGUCCUCGAACGCGCUAUCCCCGACGACGACCUGAACCUGAAGAAGAGGAGGAGAAAACUGUUCCCCAUCAGGAUAUCUACCUUGAUGCUGAUGAGGGGUUUUCUCAACUCUGCGUUAUCACGAAUCUAGUCAAGCUCGGACCGAAGCCUGGGCUUUUUCUGUCACACGUUAACAUCUCCGAGGGGCUUAUCCGUCUUAAACGUAACUUUCUGUCGACGGCAUCGUCAAAUAGGACAGCAGAGUCAGAGGUACUGUGGGCAGAUACGAAGCAGACUAUCGGACUCAAGUUCAAGAUUGAAGAAAAGGACACAGGAAUAGAAAGGCCGGUAUUGGUGGCGGAGGGGGAGGAACUGCCGGUGGCGUACAGGCUGCAGUUUGAGGAGUUGGUCGUCAGAACGGGGGAGUUGCUAGAGGCGUUUGAGGGGGCCGAGAGGCAGGAGGGGGAGGUUGAUGGCGAAGGAAGAGAAGGUAGGGCUGUGGUUAUUGCUGCUUUUUGA
Molecule: messenger RNA, 882 nt
Organism: Podospora pseudopauciseta
Lineage: Eukaryota; Fungi; Ascomycota; Sordariomycetes; Sordariales; Podosporaceae
Exons: 2
Coding region: 1-882 (293 amino acids)
Molecular function (GO): protein binding
Source: RefSeq, a predicted model, not a curated record